AUGUUAGCUUUCAAUUUGUUUUUAUGUUUAUGGCUUUCACGCCCAAUUUUUUGUGACACCGAAGGAAUUUCGAAUUCGGAAGAGAAGACGCUGAUUGAUACGAAUUUCGACAUACUACCUCCCGGCAUGAUUCUGUGUUCCCGUAACUCUUCGAAUUCCGUGAGAUCGGAUUGUAUCAAAGACAGCAUCAAUCAUCUUAUUCCUCAAUUGAAAAAUGGAUUUCCUCCGUUGGAUUUUCCGAUAUUGGAUCCUUUUCUUGUCAAUCGUACUUACAUCGAAUACGAACAAAAUUUCCUGAAAGCCAAGCUGAAUGUUACCGAAGCAUUAGUUCGUGGCGUCAGUACGGGCGAAGUUAAAAUGGUAAAAUCUAAACUUAAUUCUACGCAUUUUUACGUUUUGUUUGAUCUGCAUGUUCCCGUAAUUCAAAUCGAAGCGGAUUUUGAAGGGAGAACACUUUUUAACGACUUGGUUGUUCAGUCAGAGGGUCAUGCUGUUAUCGACUGUUUUAAAGUAAUUGCCACAUUUAAGUUUAAUGGAGUCCUUCAAACGUUAGACGAUGGUGAAGAUUAUAUGAUUGUAAAGUCAGCUAAUUUUACAAAAGUUGUUAUGGAGGAAAUGAAGUUAAAUGGAACAGGAUUGCUUCCAGAGCCAGAAUUGAAUGAAGUUGUCGUUCAAAUAUUAAAUGAAAUAUGGGAAAUGUUGCUGCAAAAUAUCUUUCCCAGAUUUAAAGCUUCGUGGGAUCCGAUAAUUGUUGAUUUGUUGAAUUGCUUUUUUGAAAAAGUUCCUUUUAAUAUGUUGAUGGAAAAUUAA
This is a messenger RNA of Culicoides brevitarsis, 810 nucleotides long. RefSeq lists its product as uncharacterized. The transcript is spliced from 3 exons. Bases 1 to 810 code for a protein of 269 amino acids. NCBI's taxonomy places the organism in Eukaryota, Metazoa, Arthropoda, Insecta, Diptera, Ceratopogonidae. The record is from RefSeq and is a predicted model, not a curated record.